UUUGACGCCAUUUAAACUCAUGGGGGUGGAAAAAAAAAGGACACGAUCAUCGAUGUAUGUGUUGAUGUACUUCUCAAAGACAAUGUCAACAACCAACGGUCUUCCGAACUGUCCUGUGCCUUCUGCGUGCAGAGCCCAGAUGAAGGAUGGCGCAGGAUAGAAGGCGAGAACAAACGGAUUUUCUCAACCUGUCUGAAAGCAAAUGGCGUUUAAUGCGACCAUGGGCCUCACAAGCAGCGAAAUAGCGAUAAUAACUUGCUCGGGUAUUCUGACAUUGGUGGCAGUGGUGGUCAAUAUGAUCACUAUCAUCUACUACUCCUCCAAGCAUUUGUUAAGAUAUGUCCACAGCUUCCUCAUUUUUAACCUGGCGGUGUGCGACAUCCUGCUGGCGAUCUGUCUUUUCAGCCUCCACCUACACGUUGCGACGUUAAGGGACGAUUCAAGGUGCAUGCCGGUGGUCAGCAGCCUGAGUGCUAUGCAGCUGGAACAGUCUCUUCUCCUCUUCCUCAUCAUCUGGGACCGCAUUGUGCUCGUUAAACAAGGCAAUUCUUACCACAAAAUACUCGCCAUACCAUGGAUCAAACUCAAGGUUUUCAUCACCUGGUGUAUCUCCAUUGGAUUAGGUAUUGUCGAUGCCCUCCUCGUCAAAACCGGUUCCAGAUUGUCCAACGAAUACUGCCUCUACCCAAAAUCACUCGUCGACUUCGUGCACAUAAUCAUCGUCUUCAUCCUCCUGUCCUGUCUGGGGCUCAGCAUCCACCUGGGGAUGAGGAUCAAAAAGCUGCGGACCUCUUCCUUGUCCGAACCAUCGGGUAGCCGAAAAGGUUCCCUCCCCAUCAAAGCCCGUGAGGAUAUCAAUUGGAAUGAUUAUCUACUGAAUGAGCCCAAGAAGCCAAAAAGCCCGAAACUCCAGGAGCAGCAAGUCGUGCUUGGAAACCAGCCAGGGGUUGCUGGUGUCCAGCUGGGAACCCCGUCACCGACAAGCCAGAGGCUCAGUGGAGGGUUGCGAGAAGGCACCGUCGCACCCCUCCGGAGCACGAUUCCGGAGGAUGAACCCUCUGGCGAAGUAGACGACGCAGAACAUACCAAGACUGACAAUUCGCUUCCCUACACCAAGAAAGCGCAGAGUGUGAAAAAGGGUAAAGUUGCUCCCUUGAAGGGUGAUCUGGAAACUCCCCUUUCGUCCGCGGCUUCCAUGGAAGGGGUUGAUAAAAAAAAAAUCCGAUCAAUCUUUCCCGUCAGGUUCAGAGUAGGCCAGAGUUCAGACGAAGGCACCAUUCAGGGUAUACCCAGAGGAAGGUGGCCCACGCGGCCCGAGCAGUCCUUGCUGCCGACGAUUCUGCGAUGGUUGACAAGUUCGGGGCAGCGGGAAGUGUAUGGCGUCUUGGAAAUCACCUUGCUGAUACUCGUGCAAAUGAUCUUCGUCAUGCCACAGUCACUAAACGCUGUGUUUUUCUCCGUCGGCAUCGACCAGGACCCCAGAAUCCAUUUCUACUUGCAGUGGCUUGUCUUCGGACCUGUCAUCAUCACCGCUUGUUUAUAUGCCCCCACCACUUUGUGCGACAGCUGCUGUUCGCAUGAAGAACCAGGUAAUAAGCCAGAAAAGAGUAUAAGUUCAAUAUAAGCCCAAAAUGGCGUCAGCAACGUUGGAUACCCCUUCUCCAGUCUCGCUCUCUUCAACUCCUAUCCUAAGGGCGUGAAAGGUUGCUGUACCAACGAUGGUGAUGAUGAUGAUAUCACCUACAACUGACAAUAAGUCGGGAUCUCAAGUUUCAAUUACAAGCAAUGAAGAUGGUACAAGUAAGGUUCUCCUGAUCCCAUUUAUUCCCGAAGAGGUUAAAAUACGAAAUAUAUCCGGUUCAAGUCACAUCCAUGCUACACAGACACACAGAGGAUGUGACGUCAAUAUACGUUAUACCGUGCUGCUGGUAAGACAUUUGAAAUUUGCUACAAGAAAUUACUAAUUGGAUAGAUCAUGAUUUCUGCAUGUUUCUACGACAAGCUGAUGAUGACGACGAUGACGCAAAUAAUGUUCCUUGGAAAUGUCAACUUAAUAUAAAUAUUUCUUUACGUGAAAAAUCUGAAACUGAUGACCAACUGCAAAAAUAAGAAAAUAUUGUCUCUAGGAAGUGUUGAACUCGUAGAACGACAAAUGCUGCAAGUAAACUGACCUGCAACUGACAAGUCUGAGAAACUGGAAUAUGCAGAUGACUUCAAUGAUAUUGUUGCUGGGAUUUUAUAUGGUUUUUUUUUUUUUUCAUAGCGAGCUGCAGUGGGCACAGCGCAGUAAGUGAUUGUAUUGACAGAAUCAAUCUGAAGGUGCUGCAUAUAAACCAGACUGCCCCCAAUCACGUCUACACAUUUUUUUUUUUUUUUUGAAUGUUAUUGGAGGUGCUUUUCUAGCCACACAACGGAGAAGUAGUAGGUUAGUAAUUUGUUGCAGCCAGUGUCUCAACUGGUCUACUACUCGAAGCACCACUGAAGAGAUCAUAAAGGCCUAGGGAAAGCGGGUACAGCACACACACAGAUUUGCACCUAGAGUAUCCUUCUCGCCAUGGUACUAGCGCGCAUUAAAAUUCUUCUGAAAGGAAGACAUUCUGCGACGUCCCUUUUCUCCAAUCCCCGUCUCCCUACAAUUUUCCAGUCAAAUCGAAACUGUGACGGUCGGAAAGAUACAAUAUAGACUGCAUGAGUGUAAAAGGGAAUACCAAAGUCUUUCCAUGAUCGUAUACCUACAAUUGGUGAUUAGAAUAUGUUUUGUUUUGAGACUGACGAGUUUUCGUUUUGUUUUCAUCUUUU
Molecule: messenger RNA, 2799 nt
Organism: Pomacea canaliculata
Lineage: Eukaryota; Metazoa; Mollusca; Gastropoda; Architaenioglossa; Ampullariidae
Exons: 2
Coding region: 203-1624 (473 amino acids)
Biological process (GO): neuropeptide signaling pathway
Cellular component (GO): membrane
Molecular function (GO): neuropeptide receptor activity
Source: RefSeq, a predicted model, not a curated record